AUGCUCCGGCGGCUGUUUGUGGCCCUAGGGAUCCUGGCGACGGCGGUGGCGCUGUUUCCCGGAGCGCAGCCGGAGGAAGGAGACGUCCGACACCUAUAUCCGACGACGCUUCUCGCCCUUGGACUCGACACCGAUGCUCACACUUUGCCCUAUCUUCUCGGUUUCUUAGAGAAUAUCGACUAUCCCAAGAAGCAGAUCAGCCUCGAGAUCUACGUCCACAGCAAAGAGGACACCACCCAGCAGCAAGUUGGCUGGUAUGCUUCUUUUUUUUUUGCAAAAAUAGUGGACUUUGACCUGGAUAUGACUUUCAGGUGGCUCGAUUCGGCGCGCGAAUAUUUCCGUCGCGUGAAGCUCGUCGCCGAUUCUACCAACUGGCUGGAGGACGCGCUCCGAAGUGCCAGAGUGCAGAAGAUUUCGCGCUGCUUCUUGCUUCCUGGCGACACAGUUCCCAAGGCUCCCAACAUUUUACAGGUGUCUUUCUUUUUUCAUAUAGCUAAAAAUAGUUUUGAAUUAAAUUGAAUGAGGAUCGAAGUUAUAAGGAGCAGCGGUUUCGAGUCUCAAAAGUUUACGGCUAGCGGGAGAUCCAUCAUCAGAAUUUUCCCUGUUGCAUAAAUUUAAAUUGUAAAAUUUAUUUGUAUUCAAUUCAUACUUACUAAAGCAAGUAUAAGUUCAGAGGAAUAUAAAAUAUAAUGAAAUUUUUUUUACAACUAUACAUGCGCGAUAAUUAUAUUAACAAAGUAAAAAAAAAAACAACAAAAACGGAGAUGGCAAAGAAAAUAAAGAGAAUAACGACCGGGGUAGGAGAUGUGACAUAGAGGAUAACGGCGAAUAAAGAUCUAUGCUCAGAAAUAGAUCAGAAAACAACCUUUUUGAAGUAAGUCCAACUUUAGUUAUAUAGGCUUGUGAAAAAGUUGCUUUGAAAUCGUUGAUUUUUUUCUUAUUGAAACUUUUCUUCGAGACGAUUCUUUCCAUGGUUGGUCCACCGAUCAAUUAUCUAUCGCCGAUUAUUUUUACGUCCAAACGGAACUUUUGCAGAUGUUGUUCAGAGAACCCUCUCAUCUGGUAGUAACUCCCUUGUUCCAAAGUGUCGACGGCAGUCUGAACGUGGAAGAGGCGAGCGAGCGUGUUCAGAAGCGCGAGAAUGUGCGGGAGCAGGUUGCCUUUGUUCUUCUCCUGGUCCAUAUGCCCAUUUGAGGUGUUGAAAAAAGUCUGGUUACCUUUGGCCAUCAACCUGACCGCCAUUGACUCGUCUUAUCUGACUUUUGACGCCCAGAAUCUCCCUCACUACGAAGCUGCAGACGAACCUCUAGAGGUUCCUUUUUGGAGAAAAUUUGGACUAAGUGUGAAAAUAAGCUCUCAGGAAAGUCUUUUUUAUCGACCUUUUAAAGUUUUUCUUUACAUAAUAUUUACUUUGAUCGGGGACAGGAUUCUUGAGGCUUCUUUAAAAAAUUUAUCGAAAAAAACUGGUUUUUUUUUGUAGGAGUGGUAACUUAGAACUUUACGGAGCAUUUGGAAAUAAAAGUUUUUGCUGUAAAAGGUAACUUUUUUCUGAGUUUUCAGGUUUUUGCGAACUCCGCAGAGCGAAUGGACAUACCGAUUUAUGUGGACAAUCAAGACGAUUAUGGCUUUUUCGUGAACCCAGAGCUUGAUUUGGAAGAUCGUCGAACUAUGGUAUGAGAAUUAAGUAAAGGAAAUCAGUCAGUUUUUAGUUCCGAUACCAAUUGGCUGACGUCAUCGCCGAUGGAAAUCCGCUUCCAAUCGUUUCGAGAUCCGUUCGACCGUGGCUACCAGAGCCUUCCUUAUGGGAUACGCAGAAGUUUUUUUUCCUUAUUUUUUCUUUUGUCGAUAAUAAUUUUCUAAAAAUGUUUUCCAGAAUUUACGUGAUCAACCUGAAGCGACGACCCGAACGUCUGCAAAAAAUGGAGAAGAUUUUUGAGCUUUUAGGUGCAAUAGAAAAGUGACUUUCCCUAAUACUUAAAUAAGUUAUAGGAGUGGAAGCGACCGUUUGGGAGGCGACAGAUGGAAAUUACCUCGAUUCUUUGCCGUCCCCCCACAAGUCUCAUGCAACGCUACCGUCCUACAGAGAUCCCAUAAUGAACAGGCCAAUCAAAGCCGGCGAAAUCGGCUGUUUUCUCAGCCAUUACAGGUUUGAACUUUCCGGAUGGCCUCAUGAAACCGGUUGGUUCGCAGAAUUUGGGAAGAUGUGGUCAAAGAGGGACUCGAUCGAGUCAUUGUCUUUGAGGACGACCUGAGAUUUGCUCCCAACGGACUCCAAAGAGUCCGCGAAGUUCUCGCUGAUCUCGACGCCACCGGAAAACCUUGGGACCUCAUUUACUUGGGACGAAAAAAGCAGGCUGAUCAGGUCCGAACUCAGAAAGACAUUCAGCCUCUUAACUGUAAAUUAAAAAAAUAGAUUUUAUCCAAUGGAACACAAAAAGCAAGACGCUUAUUUUUAUUUGGUCAGACUAAUAUUUAUAGGCUGAACGUUUCAAGCUGUUUUUAUAAACUCUGUUUUCUCAUUAACUCUUUGAAAUGUUGGAGCUUCUACCUGUGUCUCCCGACCUGAAGUGAUAAUAAUUCUGUUCGCCUCGCAGGAAGAACUGUGGGUGAGCGGCCAUCGGCACCUGAGUACCGUGGGCUAUUCCUACUGGACUCUCGGCUACCUGCUUUCCAAGUCCGGAGCUGAAAAGCUGCUGGCUGCGAAGCCGCUCCAAAAAAUCGUUCCAGUCGACGAGUUUCUUCCUAUCAUGUUUGAUCGACACCCUAAUCAGGUCAUUUUUCACAAACUUCUUUUAUGUUUUUCAAUAAAGGAAAAGUCAGCAUAUUAACUUUGUGGAAUGUAAACAACAAUCAAGAAAUAAACUAAUCAGAAGGCCUUCAAUGAAAAAAACUUUUGUCGGUGGACUAAUCUCUAAAUUCUUAAAAAUUGAUACGUUGAAUUAGCGAAAAAUUUUAUACAUUGGAAGUUCUGUAUUCUAGUUCAAUGUGCUAGAAUGUUUUGAUGCAUAGUUAAUGGGUAAGGUAGCCCAUUCCGCACCGGCUUGUCAUUUUUUUGCCAAAAAAAACGUAUACAGAACUUGACCCGCUUCGCUACAAGACGUUUUUGUCUUUUUUGCAGUUUGCAAAGCAAAAUUGAAAAAAAAAAAUCGAAAGUCGAGUUUUUUUCAGGAUUGGAAAGAGCAGUUUCAAAAGCGCGAUCUUGACGCCUUCACACUCUAUCCGUUGUCCGUGUCUCCGCAACGUUACACUCACGAGAAUGGUUAUGUCUCGGACACCGAAAAUUCCUCAAUCUUGCAGCCUUUAGUUCCUUCGAAGGGAAAGACAGAACUUUAG
This is a messenger RNA of Caenorhabditis auriculariae, 3333 nucleotides long. Lineage: Eukaryota; Metazoa; Nematoda; Chromadorea; Rhabditida; Rhabditidae. The record is from the annotation of a GenBank genome assembly.